AAAAGCCCUGCAGCACUCAGGCAGAAACGCCUCUUGUCUCAAGUCCCCGCUGUCACUUUCUGGGCCCCCCCCUGGCACUGAGGCAGAAGACAGAAAGAGCUGGGACCUCUUUAUUGGCCAGAGGCACUCCUAAGCUUGGGCAUAAAUAGGAUCUCAGGGGCUCUGUCCUACAACUGACAGUCCAGCAGGCUGCCCCGCUGCUCCUGCCAGGUGAUGGAAAACGGGAGUGUUUCCCUGGGCAGAGCUCUUUGGGCCUUCCUCCUGGCCAUGCUAGGCUCUGCCACAGGCCAGCCGCUGGGGGGAGAAUCGGUCUGCACAGCCCGGCCCCUGGCUAGAUACAGCAUCACUUUCACCGGCAAGUGGAGCCAGACAGCCUUCCCCAAACAGUAUCCUCUAUUCCGGCCCCCUGCACAGUGGUCCUCCCUGCUGGGGGCGGCUCACAGCUCUGACUACAGCAUGUGGAGGAAGAACGAGUACGUCAGCAACGGGCUGAGGGAAUUUGCCGAGCGUGGUGAGGCCUGGGCACUGAUGAAAGAGAUCGAAGCUGCCGGAGAGAAGCUCCAGAGUGUGCAUGCUGUGUUCUCAGCUCCCGCAGUCCCCAGUGGAACCGGGCAGACCUCUGCAGAGCUAGAGGUGCACCCCAGGCACUCGCUGGUGUCCUUCGUGGUACGCAUUGUCCCCAGCCCUGACUGGUUUGUGGGCGUCGACAGUCUGGACCUGUGUGAGGGGGGCCGCUGGAAGGAGCAGGUGGUCCUCGAUCUUUAUCCUCACGAUGCAGGGACGGACAGUGGCUUCACCUUCUCCUCCCCCAACUUUGCCACCAUCCCACAGGACACAGUGACAGAGAUAACAUCCUCAUCACCCAGUCACCCAGCAAACUCAUUCUACUACCCACGCCUGAAGUCCUUGCCUCCCAUUGCCAAAGUGACCUUUGUGCGGCUACGGCAGAGUCCCAGGGCCUUUGCCCCACCUUCCCUGGACCUGGCCAGCAGGGGCAAUGAAAUUGUCGACAGCCUCUCAGUUCCAGAGACACCGCUGGACUGUGAGGUUUCCCUCUGGUCAUCCUGGGGACUGUGUGGAGGACCAUGUGGAAAGUUGGGAGCCAAGAGCAGAACUCGUUACGUCCGUGUUCAACCUGCUAACAAUGGGACCCCCUGCCCUGAGCUUGAAGAAAAGGCUGAGUGUACCCCUGAUAACUGUGUCUAAACCCAGACUCCAGUAACCAGCCCUUAGGGUCCUCUCAAGUCUUGGACUCAGAUCCGGGCCACAAAUGUUCCCGGGAGGCACAUGCAGACAGGGAGAGGAGCUGGGGCAGUUUUGCACCAUUUCCCACCAUGGUUGGGCUGAUGAAUGCUCUGGACACAGAGGUCCUCAGUGGCAGGUAAGAGACAGGCUGCUUCUCCCACCGUGUGGUCCCUGAGGCUCCUGGUCUGUUUUCCACAAUGUCCCAUGUAACUUAUCACUGUGGCGAGAGGCUGCCGUCGAUGCAGAGAGCAGGCACGCCGAAAACAGGCAGAGGAUGCGGUAAGCCUGUGAACCCCACAACCACACUGCUGUCAGAUACCUCAGGCCCACUGCACCACUGCACCUGCCCCUGGAGGCCAACAAUGCAGCUUCACACCGCUCGUGGCUUCAAAGAGGAGUGGCCACAGGAGAAACAGAUGAAGGGGGCAGUUUGGGGAACUUGGUCCUCUUCUGUCACCAAUCCCUUUGCAUUUGAAUAAAGGUUGAG
Molecule: messenger RNA, 1732 nt
Organism: Microtus ochrogaster (prairie vole)
Lineage: Eukaryota; Metazoa; Chordata; Mammalia; Rodentia; Cricetidae
Gene: Spon2
Product: spondin 2
Biological process (GO): cell adhesion
Cellular component (GO): extracellular matrix
Source: RefSeq, a predicted model, not a curated record